UUCUGCGUGUCAUUUGCCAAAUAAUUACACCAUAACUAUAAACACACGAUAAAUAUACACUUAAAUUCGUUUUAAUACAAUUCUGAUCGUUAUGACGUCCUCGAAUGCGAAAAAACUAGUGAGCAGUUUCGUGAAUUUCCUCAAAGAUGAAUUGUCAAGUAAUCAUCUGAGUGCUGAUUCCUGCGAGAGCCUCGAAGUGGCUGUGCAAUGUUUAGAAUCGGCUUAUGAUCUAGGUAAUGAUGACGGUGUCCCCGAGACUAACUCCGAGCCUUUGAUUAAUAUAUUCAACAAGCAUUUGUCUGAAAAUCAGAAGGCUAUCGAGAAAGCCAAAGCUGAGGCUGAAGCUUUGAAGAACGAGGGUAAUAACUUGAUGAAAAGCGAGAGGUACUUGGAUGCUUUGGAUCAUUACACCAGAGCCAUCAUCCUGGAUGCUAAUAACGCUGUUUACUAUUGUAAUCGUGCAGCUGCAUACAGCAAACUCAACAACCACGAGGCUGCUAUAAAAGAAUGCCAAUCAGCCUUGCGCAUAGACCCCACAUACAGCAAAGCUUAUGGGCGCCUCGGUCUAGCUUACUCAAGCUUGAACAAACACGCAGAAGCUUUGACAAGUUACAAAAAAGCCCUAGAACUCGAACCGGAGAAUGAAAGUUACCAAAACAACCUAACCUUAACUGAGGAAAAACUAGCAAGCGCUCCACAACCAUCAAACUCAGCCCCUGGAGGUGCUCCUUUUGAUAUUAGCAUGCUCCUAAACAACCCUACGCUCAUGAACAUGGCCACGCAUAUGUUAUCGGAUCCGGCAAUGCAGAACAUGAUGAGUUUUAUGGGAAGCAAUGUGCAGGGAGGUGCUCCCGGGAUGGAGGCUUUGAUAGAAGCUGGGCAUCAAUUAGCGCAACAAAUGCAGUCUUCCAAUCCUGAUUUGAUCGAGUCGCUGAGGAGGCAAAUGGGGCCUAAUGGGGAGCCUUCUGAGGAUCCAAAUAAACCAAAUAAUUAGAUUUAGGAUAGAUUAGGAUGUAAUUUUUAAAUGACAAUUGUUGAUAUUUGAUUAUGGAAAACAUUAGAAAAUGAAAAUGAAGACUUUUAAUAAAUAAUAAUAUGAAAAA
Molecule: messenger RNA, 1103 nt
Organism: Ctenocephalides felis (cat flea)
Lineage: Eukaryota; Metazoa; Arthropoda; Insecta; Siphonaptera; Pulicidae
Product: small glutamine-rich tetratricopeptide repeat-containing protein alpha-like
Exons: 1
Coding region: 92-994 (300 amino acids)
Biological process (GO): post-translational protein targeting to endoplasmic reticulum membrane
Cellular component (GO): membrane; TRC complex
Molecular function (GO): protein binding; molecular adaptor activity
Source: RefSeq, a predicted model, not a curated record